This is a messenger RNA of Falco peregrinus (peregrine falcon), 1525 nucleotides long. It is a transcript of the gene SVIP, whose product is annotated as small VCP interacting protein. The transcript has 4 exons. Bases 99 to 341 code for a protein of 80 amino acids. The record is from RefSeq and is a predicted model, not a curated record. Gene Ontology annotation, biological process: positive regulation of autophagy; negative regulation of VCP-NPL4-UFD1 AAA ATPase complex assembly; negative regulation of retrograde protein transport, ER to cytosol. Gene Ontology annotation, cellular component: endoplasmic reticulum membrane. Lineage: Eukaryota; Metazoa; Chordata; Aves; Falconiformes; Falconidae.
CAUGACGGGGCGGGCCCUGCCCGAGCGCGGCGCCGCCGCCUGGUCGCUCGCCGCCGCCUCCCCCGCGCUGGCCGGCGCUGCCGGCGGUGGGGCCCGCCAUGGGGCUGUGCCUGCCCUGCAUGGGGGGCGCCGUCAAGGACGUGGUGGAGACGCCCGACCCGGAAAUAAAGAGGAGACAGCUGGCAGAAGCUGCUGAAAAGAGGCAGAUGGAGGCUUCCUCUCGAGGUAUUAAGAACGCUUACUCUGUAGAGCAAAAGAAAAAGAAACAGGAAGAAAUGGAAAAAAGAAUUGCGGCUUCGGGUUCUGGAGGAGAAGGAGGACUGAGAUGGCAGGUUGGAUAAUGAAGUACAACUGCCCACAAGAAGGUUGAUGUUUACUGCCAAUAACUUGCCAGUUUCUGCGGCUGAGUGGCACUUACUCAUCAUGUGGCUUUGCUGUUUGCAUAUGAAGACUCAGCAGUACUUUGCCAUCGUCAGAGAACAGACGUGGAAACGUACACUAAGAAACUUAAGAACUAACUCUGAACCCUAGGUUUUGGCCAAUUUUUUUGUUUGUUUUAUGUGCAUGUUUGAUUCUUUCUCUGUCACGGGAGGGAGAUGGGUUUUCUUACAUGAAAGCAGCCUCCUUACCUGCAGUCUGACAGUAGGCGUAUGAUGUCUGGUCAGUUGAUGUAUGUAUGUCUGUGUGACUGGUUUAAGCGCAGCUCAGGUGCCCAUGUGUUGGUUUUGACGCUUACUUCAAGCUCUACAAUUAAACUUUUCUCUUAAGUCCUCAUGUAGAAAAUUGUUCGUAAAUAUAUAUAUUUGAAUAUGUCAGUGACAGUAUUUCUCUUGGGUUUCCUAAUGACUUGUCAACUGCUUAGGGAUUUAGUGCCUUUUUCAUGAAAGAAAGUGGAUUCAUGGUGGUUCCUUACAAAUGGAAGCAUUUUGUGUCACCAGUUAAAAAAACAGAAACCUUUAUAAACCCUGUAUGCCUAUAGCAAGAAAGUUGUUUUAUUAUGAGUCUAAUAACUGUUCUCCUUGUUUUCUGAUGUGGAUUUAUUUCGAGUUUAAAUAUUUAUAAUGAAUACUGCAAGUUAAACAUUAAAUUAUAAAUAUUGUUACUAGUUGUUCUCCUUUAUUACCACAAGAGGGCAAUGCUGCACUUCUCAGGAUUUUGAAAAGCAAAAGGCUUACACUGUGUCUUGUCUUGGACAGUUUGUUUCCUAAACUUGCUGUACGUUAUAGAUGGGUUUCUUACGGGGUGGUAACGCUUGCUCAGUGCCAAAAGCUCUGUCACUUUUAUUCUGUAUUCAGCAAUGUCUGUAGUCCCUUUGCCAAAGGUGAAGCUGCCUUUGAUUAUUUAGAGCUAUUUAAACUGUGGUGUUAAAACCAGGCUUUUGAGCUAGUGGUCCCCAGCCACUGCUUUGAUAGAGGAGGGAAGUCUGUUGCAGCAUGAUCAAUAUUAAGAAUCUAGCUCUUAUUUUCCCUAGAGACCAGUAGGCUUGUCCUUAGUAUCUUACUGACCCCAUUUUUGACCUGGUUUA